Messenger RNA from Chaetomium fimeti, 1734 nucleotides. RefSeq names its product kinase-like domain-containing protein. The record is from RefSeq and is a predicted model, not a curated record. Gene Ontology annotation, molecular function: protein serine/threonine kinase activity; ATP binding. The coding region runs from base 1 to 1734 and encodes 577 amino acids. Gene Ontology annotation, biological process: intracellular signal transduction; protein phosphorylation. Gene Ontology annotation, cellular component: cytoplasm. The transcript has 2 exons. NCBI's taxonomy places the organism in Eukaryota, Fungi, Ascomycota, Sordariomycetes, Sordariales, Chaetomiaceae.
AUGCAACAGUCGCAACUAGAUCCUCUACCAAGCGAUCUCCCAUUCCGAAUCGUCUCCAAGACGAUUGGAAGGGGCGCAUAUGCAUCCAUCAAGAAGGCAAUACCCCUGGAUGCACCAUCACCUGUUUUCGCCGUUAAGCUCAUACAUAAGGGCUAUGCGGUCAGGCAGGGCCGCAUCUCGGCAAAGCAGAUUGCGAUGGAGGUGUCGUUGCACUCGCACAUCGGUCAGCACCCAAACAUCAUUGAAUGGUUUGCUACGGGUGAAGAUGCGAUAUGGAGAUGGAUCGCCAUGGAGUUUGCUGAGGGCGGCGACCUCUUCGACAAGAUUGAGGCAGAUGUUGGUGUUCAGGAGGAUAUUGCCCACCUCUACUUUCUACAGCUUAUCGGUGGUGUCAGCUUCAUGCAUUCCAAGGGGGUCGCCCACCGCGAUCUCAAGCCGGAAAACAUCCUCUUGUCGGAAAGUGGCAAUCUAAAGCUCGCAGACUUUGGCAUGGCAACCAUGUUCGAGUACAAGGGGGCGAGAAAGCAAAGUACCACCAUGUGUGGGAGCCCGCCCUACAUUGCCCCUGAGGUAUUGGACUGUGCAAGGCAGGAGAAGAAGCCGGUAGACGGAGCGAAAUACUCAGCCGACUUGGUUGAUAUCUGGUCAUGCGGUGUUAUUCUGUUUGUCCUUUUGGUUGGCAACACACCCUGGGAUGAGCCGACUUCCGGGAGCUGGGAAUUCCAAGAAUAUGUCAAGAACAACGGCCGCAGCACCGAUGCGCUAUGGGGCAGGCUACCCGGCGACGCCUUGUCAUUGCUCCGCGGCAUGAUGAACAUCGAGCCAACCAAGCGGUUUUCGUUUGCCCAAAUCCGCCAGCACCCCUGGUACACCCGCCGCAACUCCCUCCUGACGGCGGAUGGCAAGGUCUCGGACCCCAUCGCUCUCGCGGCGCAGAUGCUCGCUGGCUUACGCAUCGACCUCAACGCCGAACCCACGCCGUCCCAGCGCCAGUCCCAGCCCGAGUUAAUGGAAAUCGACACCGGCCGCGGCCAGGACUGGUCCUCCCGACUCCCCGCCACCCAACCCGAGACCCCCAUCACCGACGCCCUCUUCGACUUCGAGCACCCACCCCCGCGCACGCUCGGCACCUACGCCAUCUCCUCGACCCAACCCCUCGCCAGCUCCGCCCUCGCCGCAUCCACCGCAGCCGCGGGCAAGCCGACCCCAAGCUUCAACGCGGCGCUCGCCGCGCUCGCCGACGAGCCCACCAUGAGCCAGUUCUCGCAAACCCCCGGGGUGCCGCUAUCCCUGACGCAGCACGCGCGCCAGUUCCGCGACAUCGUGCCGGCGUACUCGCUGACGCGCUUCUUCUCGCACGUGCCGCCCGCGCUGCUGGUGCAGAUGCUGCACGACGCCCUGCACCAGCUCAACGUGCCGCAGCCGCUGCGCUCGCCCGCCGCCGCCCUCGCCGCCGCGCCCGACGCCGAGCAUGUCGCUACCCUCAAGGUCCGCACCCUCGACGACCGCCGCCAGGGCCUGCAUGGGGAUGUGCUGGUCGAUCGGAUCCGGCUUGUUGGGGGCGGGGUGGAGGAGGGGGUGGAGUUGUUGGAGGUGCGGUUUGUGAAGGUCAAGGGGGAUCCGUUGGAGUGGAGGCGGUUUUUCAAGAAGGUCGCGUUGCUGUGUCGCGAUGCGGUUUAUAGUGGUGAUGGGGGCGGGGUUGUGGCCGGGAACACGGUUGUGGGUGAAGCGUAG